Molecule: messenger RNA, 1560 nt
Organism: Phytomonas sp. EM1
Lineage: Eukaryota; Euglenozoa; Kinetoplastea; Trypanosomatida; Trypanosomatidae
Source: the annotation of a GenBank genome assembly
AUGCUCCGACGCUCUUUCAAGCUGGCGUGGACCCCGAACUACUUUCGGCAGGGGCGUCGCACGCACCACCCCUCCGUGAAGGCAGUCGUCCCAAAACGAGUAGCGGCAACGGCAGGAACGCCGAAAUGUGGGUCGGCGAAGCGCCCCCACAAACCGGGAGAAAACCCCGCAUGGGUUUCUUCCUCGCAUUACGUCAACACGCAACUCACGCGUCUCGGCAUCACCGAAGAAGAGAACUCCGAGAAACGAAGUGCGCGAGAAAGGCUCGUGCGCACCGCACAUGAGCUCCACUCGGAAUGGGAGCAACUUCCGACUCUUUUACCCAUAAAAACACGAGAUGAUCGGCGGGCAUAUCUUUGCUUUCAGACUCUCCAAAAUGUUCUAGGCCCCUUAUCUAGCUUUCUUCGCGCCCCGCUGCAGCCCCACACGGGCUCUUUGGGGGAUUAUCCUUUGAAACGAUAUUGUAUCGUGGAGGAUUCUGAAAUUGUGGAUGGUAGAGCACCUCCACAAGCACCAGUAACUUCUGAAGGAACUAUUCCCUCAAGUAGCUCCCGUGAUUUUGGCCUUACGUUUUUUUCACUUGAAGAUUUGUUUAUUUUCCUCAAUUUGUACCUUCGUGUCGAGAGCGAGGAUGGACGAUUGCUACGACAACUCCUUGAUGAAGUCAAUCGAUUUUUGGGGGGCAAUGGAAUGCCUGUCUUGGGAACCUCGAGUGCGGAGUCUAUGCGAGUCCGUCUUCCUCUUCCGCAGCUCCUCUUCACCUUGUCAGAGAUUGGUAUAGCAGAUGAAUACAUGCUGCAGGCCGUUGUGAGCCGUGCUAUGGAGAGGGAUCCCCACCAACAUUCGGAUGAUCUUAAGGCAAGAGGUCUGCUCUAUUCCAAUUUGCCCCUGUAUGGGGUUCAGGAUCUUUUAGUGUUGAUAGUCGCGCUCUAUCGCUUUGGCAUGCAACAAGAUUACGCGUUUGAGCGAACCAUCAAGGCUUUGCGAGUGCUCAUGUGGAAGUCGGACUCUCCUUUGGCUUACCUCCAGCGAACUGCCAAGAAGUUAGAGAAGGAUUCUUUGAGUCACCCCUCGUGGGGAUCGCGCGACGAGGCUGUCGAAGAAGUGGAAGGUUCAGUCCCCGUGCAAUCUGAGCUAUGGCUCCAGCGCUUUCCAAAAUUUGGAAAAGAUUUGCAAUGCCCCCUCGGAGUGCUAGUAGAGGUGGUUACGGCGCUCAGUGUGAGUGUGUUUCGCCCUAGGGAUGUGCUCGCUUUAGUGGCUAAUUUAUUAGUGGUAUCUGCGCACGUGGAGCUGCAAACUGUGCUGCGUAGUUCUCUCGUAGGCCCUGAGGAGAGGAAGUUCACGAUGCUAGCCAUCUCACAUCAAUUACACCGGGCAGUGCAUCUCUACGAAGAAAUGAACGCGCUUCAGCCGUUGUUAGCUGAGCUGUUUGCAUGGAGCUGCACCGUUUCCAAAGUAGGUGUGUUAAUGGAUGGAGGGGAAGAUGCAGCCAUUCCAUCGGAGUCUCGGGCAUACUACGAUCAUGUUACGGCAGAUCUAGUCAAAGUAAAUCGAGCGUGA